AUGAAGUUUGUGAUCUUGGCUUUGUUUGUCGCUGGGGCGUACGGCUGUGGCCUGCCCACCUACCCUCCGAUUGUGAGCAGAGUGGUCGGGGGAGUGGAUGCCCGCCCCAAAAGCUGGCCCUGGCAGGUGUCUCUGCAGUACCAGAGCGGCGGCAGCUUCUACCACACCUGUGGAGGAACCCUGAUCUCCAGAGACUGGGUCCUGACUGCUGCUCACUGCAUUGGAAGCCGCACCUACAGAGUGUAUCUGGGCAAAUACAACCUGGAGCAAAAUGAGGCCGGCUCCAUCGCCAUCAGCCCCGGGAAGAUCAUCGUGCACGAGAACUGGGACUCUGCCAGGAUCCGCAACGACAUCGCCCUGAUCAAGCUGGCCACUCCUGUGAACUACUCUGACUCCAUCAUGCCCGCCUGUCUGCCCCCUAGAGGAGACGUGAUGCCCAACAACUACCCCUGCUACGUCACCGGCUGGGGUCGCCUCUGGACUGGAGGUCCCAUCGCUGACACCCUGCAGCAGGCCCUCCUCCCUGUGGUGGACCACGCCACCUGCUCCAGGUCCGACUGGUGGGGCACUCUGGUCACCACCAACAUGAUCUGUGCUGGAGGAGACGGAGAGGUGUCCAGCUGUAACGGAGACUCCGGUGGCCCUCUGAACUGCAAGGGCUCUGAUGGUGCCUGGGAUGUCCAGGGUAUCGUCAGCUUCGGCUCCAGUCUGGGCUGCAACUACCCCAAGAAGCCCUCUGUGUUCACCCGAGUCAGCACCUACAUUGACUGGAUCAACAAGGUCAUGACUAGCAACUAAGAAGUGGGUCGGUUUUCAUAGCCAUAUUUGUUGUAGCUCAAAAUAAACACAAUGACCAAA
Molecule: messenger RNA, 858 nt
Organism: Boleophthalmus pectinirostris (great blue-spotted mudskipper)
Lineage: Eukaryota; Metazoa; Chordata; Actinopteri; Gobiiformes; Gobiidae
Product: chymotrypsin-like elastase family member 2A
Exons: 8
Coding region: 1-798 (265 amino acids)
Biological process (GO): proteolysis
Molecular function (GO): serine-type endopeptidase activity
Source: RefSeq, a predicted model, not a curated record